AUGCUUGAGAGCCUUCAAUCUUCCGAAUUAAUCUGGACGCUUGAGUUCUGGCUGUGGGGCCCUUUGGAACAUUUAGACCUCUUGACGGAUGCUGCGAUGCCGUGGCAGGCCGCCGCUUGCAACCCGGCGGCCACGGACCGCUUCGUGGCCGUGUUCGGCAGCUCCGGCGUCUUGGAGGACUUCCCGGCGCUCGCGGACUGGCUGGGCCUGUCGGGGCUCAUGGCUUUGAUGCUUCUCUUCGCCGUCGCCGCGCAGCAGUGGUACUUCAGCUGGCUGGACUUCGCCGCGCGCGCGGCCGACGGCGAGGCCGGCGCCGCCGUGGCGGCCGCCGUGGCGGGGCUCCAGGGCGUGGCCGAGCACUUCGAGGGCCGCUGGACGGUGGCAAGGCAAAGGCUCGGGCGCAUCCAGACGUGGCGCGAGCAAGACUGGCCGCUGCGCCGCCAGGCCAAGACGAUGGUCGCUCUGAUUAAGGUCGCGGCCCAGAAUCUGCCACAGCUGUUCUUGCAAUCCGCCUUCCUCAGCCUUGCGUUUACCGAGUUAGGCAGCUGGGGCCGAUGGAAGGUGUUGCUGUCGAUGGGUUUGGGGGUGGUCAACGCGGUCCACAAGUUGUGUCAGAUGACCAGUGAAAUGAUCUUGUUGAUGUGGCGACGUAGGGAGGAACGACACUGGCUGAACCUCGCCCUCCUUGUGCUGCUGAUGGAAGGAUUCGCGCUGGUGGCCCAGGCGGUGAAUCGCAUCGUGAUGGCUCACCUGUGCCCCAGCCACCAGUGGAACCUGGCGACUGGGUGCGUCCAUCAGUGA
This is a messenger RNA of Durusdinium trenchii, 801 nucleotides long. The record is from the annotation of a GenBank genome assembly. NCBI's taxonomy places the organism in Eukaryota, Dinophyceae, Suessiales, Symbiodiniaceae.